AUGCUAGUUCCACCCGCUAACUUUGGGAUAGCAGAAGAAGGAAUUUAUCGAUGCUCCAAGAUCGAGACACUCAAUUUAUCUUUCUUGGAAACGCUCAACCUUAAAACCGUUAUAUUUGUAGGGGGACAGGAGCCUUCCAAGUUUUUUCGUGAGUUUUUUGAGCGUUCCGGCGUGCAAUGGUUCGUCGUAAGAAUUACGGAUGUGUCUUCAAAUCUUGCACCAGUCAAUGCAAGUGGCGGCAAAUCGAAAAACGAGGAAGAAUCUCCGAGGAGUAAUGGAAAUGCGGCACAUGGGGAUUAUGAACUAAACGAUAAUGACGAUUUGAUGAUGAUUAAGAGUUAUAGCCUAAAACGAACCUUUGAGCUAUUACUCAACACGUCCAACCAUAACACAAUCCUUGUUGACAAAACAUCUAUAGUGGUUGGGGUUCUGCGAAAGAUACAAAAAUGGAACAUAUCAUCCAUCAUAAAUGAAUACAGGCUAUUCGCUACUAAGAAUUCUAACUACUUUGCCGAGACCUUGUUAGAGAUGAUCAACGUCCGCAUAGUGCAGGAGGAGGAGGACAAGCUGGUUCUGGAUAAUCUAGCGACUCUUCAAAUCCAGGAAUCUGGCGGUGCUAACGACCUUAGCGGCUGUGGCAAGUGGGAGAUAGUCAACGAAUCGGACCUCAUAUUUCCUCCCAAGAUACCGACUCAUCUCCUGCGCAUUUUGAAGGACGUGCAGGCUGACAAUGAGGAUGCUGGUGUUCUGGUGGAUUUGAAGCUUCCUGCAAUGACCAGAACGCAGUCUGAUCUCGGCAUAUUCGGGAAUCGCUAUCGACUGGCUUUCAAUAAAAAAGAGCGGGCCGAUUAUGACUUCUAUAAGGGUGGGAAUCACAACGUAAUAACGUUCCACAUUCCACGGGAAGGUCUUCUGCCUAGCUGGUUCACUCGUCAGCGGGAUAUGUGGGAGAGCGAAAAUGCUCAGGAAGAACACAACUUUUACACUGAGAGCAUAUUUGUGUGA
Molecule: messenger RNA, 1005 nt
Organism: Lachancea dasiensis
Lineage: Eukaryota; Fungi; Ascomycota; Saccharomycetes; Saccharomycetales; Saccharomycetaceae
Source: the annotation of a GenBank genome assembly